Molecule: messenger RNA, 1085 nt
Organism: Alosa alosa (allis shad)
Lineage: Eukaryota; Metazoa; Chordata; Actinopteri; Clupeiformes; Clupeidae
Product: cytochrome c oxidase assembly protein COX20, mitochondrial
Exons: 4
Coding region: 154-504 (116 amino acids)
Biological process (GO): mitochondrial respiratory chain complex IV assembly
Cellular component (GO): mitochondrial inner membrane; mitochondrion
Source: RefSeq, a predicted model, not a curated record
UGCUACACUCAACUUUUACCUAAGAUCCAUGCACACACAAGACAUGUGAGAUGCUUUUGCUGUCUCUGGAUGUCCUUUAACUACCUCAACAGUGUUUAGAGACAUGGUCAUUUGAAAUUCGCUAGUUUGUCACCCUUUCGGACUGUUAUUGCAAUGGCUGGCGAGGAGCAAGGUGACAAAAAACAGGGAUUCAAAUUAAUGGGGAUUCUAGACAUCCAGAACACUGCAUGUGCCAGGGAAGCACUACUGCACGGCGCAGGGGGGUCUUUAGUGGCAGGACUCCUUCACUUCUUAGCCACAAGUCGGGUGAAGAGGUCAUUUGAUGUUGGCUUUGCUGGGUUCUUUCUGACAACACUGGGAUCAUGGUGCUACUGCCGAUACAACAAUGCAAUGCUGCGUGUUCAACAGAGAGUGAUACAGGAAGGGAUAAAGAACAAAGUCAUGUAUGAAGGCACCAGUAUUGACCCCACACGGAAGCCCAAAGUAGACGAGAAGAACUCCUAGCACCUUUUUGCAAAGCGCUAAUGCCACCAUUGUCACUCACUCACAUUUCAUUUCACUGUUAUUAAGACACACUUUUUAAAUGAAGUACUAUGUCUGGAAACUGUGAAUCUUAUAGUGGUAUGUGAAUAGUAGAAAAUCUUUUGGAAGUCAUUUGGAUCAUUGACCAUCAAGCCAUGUGAUUAGAUUUCAAGGUGUAAAGUAUAGUGUGACAAGUUCAAUGCAGUGAAAGGACGUUCUAAAUGAAGUGUUUUUCAGACCACUCUCUAACUAGUCUGAACAUUUUAUGGUGAAUUUUUAUCAAGCCUGCACCUUAGAACAUUGACAGGGAAGAUGUUGUAUAAUCAGGUGGCCACUAGAUGGCAGUUCACACACUGUGUAAUACAUCAGACAACAUUUCAGCAUAUAGUUGCUGCACAGGAAACACAUUUGGAUGAGAUGCCUCUCGUGGUUCUUUAGUCCAGCAAAGGUGUCGACCUGUUUUCCUUUCAUCUCAGUCUUCAAGUGCACUUCAAAGCAUUAAAGUGUAAUUCCAGCGACAAGUGACCCAAGGGUGUUUCUCUGCAUUAAAACACAUCAAAUAA